AUUUUGUCAAGUGACGUCUUCAGAUCUCCAUUUUUUUUCCUUUCAAUCUACUUUCGUCUUCAUUCCACUCUCUGGGUCUCUUAACCAUUCUCCGGUUAUUUCUCCGGCUCGAUUUCUCACUGAUUAGCAAUCGGCGACUAUGUUCCUCGUCGAUUGGUUCUACGGCGUCUUAGCAUCGCUCGGCCUCUGGCAAAAAGAGGCCAAAAUUCUCUUCCUCGGCCUCGAUAAUGCCGGAAAAACCACUCUCCUUCACAUGUUGAAGGACGAGAGAUUAGUGCAACACCAGCCGACUCAACACCCUACCUCAGAAGAGCUGAGUAUUGGGAAAAUCAAAUUCAAGGCUUUUGAUCUUGGAGGCCACCAGAUUGCUCGUCGAGUCUGGAAAGAUUAUUAUGCUAAGGUGGAUGCAGUAGUUUACCUGGUCGAUGCCUAUGACAAAGAGCGGUUUACCGAAUCGAAGAAGGAGCUUGAUGCCCUCCUUUCGGACGAAGCGCUGGCUGAUGUUCCAUUCCUUGUGCUCGGAAACAAGAUUGACAUCCCCUAUGCAGCUUCUGAGGACGAGCUAAGAUUUCACCUGGGUUUGAGCAAUUUCACGACUGGCAAGGGAAAGGUUAUUCUUACCCAGACUAACGUUAGACCGCUCGAGGUAUUUAUGUGUAGCAUCGUCCGCAAGAUGGGUUAUGGCGACGGGUUCAAAUGGCUCUCUCAGUAUAUCAAGUAGUACCAACAUUGGGUAAUUAGCAUCCAUUAUUCCAUAUAGGUCAUCAUCUCUGCCUGACUGAAUGUAGUUUGAGUGAGAAAAAUAUUCGGCAACUCGAGAAUUGUUCCGUUGGAACUCGGUUUCGUUGUCACGAUUUUCUCUGAUUAUUGUUUUUGACUUGAUUAGUGACAUUAUUGUUGCUUUAAACUCUGAAUAAAGUUCAUAGAUCAUUCACUUCUAUAGAA
Molecule: messenger RNA, 945 nt
Organism: Cucurbita moschata (crookneck pumpkin)
Lineage: Eukaryota; Viridiplantae; Streptophyta; Magnoliopsida; Cucurbitales; Cucurbitaceae
Product: GTP-binding protein SAR1A-like
Exons: 3
Coding region: 140-721 (193 amino acids)
Biological process (GO): intracellular protein transport; vesicle organization; endoplasmic reticulum to Golgi vesicle-mediated transport
Cellular component (GO): COPII vesicle coat; endoplasmic reticulum exit site
Molecular function (GO): GTPase activity; GTP binding
Source: RefSeq, a predicted model, not a curated record